AUGGGCAAGAUUGACGACAACGAGCGGAUAGUUCUCAACGUUGGGGGAACUCGGCACGAAACUUACAGGACCACGUUAAAGACGCUGCCCGGGACCCGGCUAGCCCUGCUCGCCGACUCGGAUGGGCAGAGCCUCCCUGACUGCGAUCCCCGAGUCAACCAGUACUUCUUCGACCGGCACCCGGGGGUCUUCGCCUAUGUGCUCAACUACUACCGGACGGGCAAGCUGCACUGCCCGGCUGAUGUGUGCGGGCCCCUCUUCGAGGAGGAGCUCGCCUUUUGGGGUAUCGAUGAGACCGACGUGGAGCCUUGCUGCUGGAUGACUUACAGGCAGCACCGCGACGCCGAGGAAGCGCUGGACAUUUUCGAGACGCCCGACUUGCUGAGCGGCGAGCCCCCGGACGCAGACGACGAGGAAGAUCUCAACAGGAGACUGGGCAUCGAGGAGUGCAGCCUGGGCGCUACGGGCAAGGCCAGCCGCUGGAAGAGGUGGCAGCCCAGGAUUUGGGCACUCUUUGAGGAUCCCUACUCAUCCAGAGCCGCCAGGUUUAUUGCCUUUGCCUCUUUAUUGUUCAUCCUCGUCUCAAUCACCACCUUUUGCCUCGAGACACAUGAGGCAUUUAACAAGAUUGUUAACAAAACAGAACAUGUAAUAAACGGGAAUUCAUCUCAAUUAAUCCAACACCUUGAGAUUGAAACAGACCCGGCAUUGACAUACAUUGAAGGUGUAUGUGUAGUAUGGUUUACUAUUGAAUUUUUAGUUCGAAUUAUAUUCUGCCCUGAUAAACUUGAAUUCAUCAAAAAUCUUCUAAAUAUUAUUGACUUUGUUGCAAUUUUACCCUUUUAUUUGGAGGUGGGACUCCGUGGACUUUCAUCAAAGGCUGCAAAAGAUGUGCUGGGCUUCCUCAGGGUGGUAAGGUUUGUCAGAAUUUUGCGAAUCUUCAAGCUAACCCGUCACUUUGUGGGAUUAAGAGUUCUUGGACACACUCUCCGAGCUAGCACUAAUGAAUUUCUGCUCUUAAUCAUUUUCUUGGCACUGGGUGUGUUGAUAUUUGCUACAAUGAUUUACUAUGCUGAAAGAAUUGGAGCGAACCCAAAUGAUCCAACAGCCAGUCACCACACCAAGUUCAAAAAUAUCCCUAUUGGAUUCUGGUGGGCAGUCGUCACGAUGACAACACUUGGAUAUGGAGACAUGUACCCUCAGACCUGGUCAGGCAUGUUAGUAGGAGCACUCUGUGCCCUUGCAGGUGUGCUGACAAUAGCAAUGCCUGUACCAGUUAUUGUCAAUAAUUUUGGAAUGUACUAUUCACUGGCCAUGGCAAAACAGAAGCUUCCAAGAAAGAGAAAGAAACACAUCUCUCAAGCUCCACAAACAGGGUCUCCAACUUACUGCAAAACUGAUCUGAAUACACCAUGCAACAGCACUCAAAGUGAUGUGUGUCCUUUUGGGAAAGAUAAGCUGGAGUGCAACAGGACAGUGUUGUCAGGUGAAGACAGUGCAGGAAGUGACCAACCACUAUCUUCUGAAGAGAGGCUUCCAAUCAGACGGUCUAGCACCAGGGACAAAAACAGAAGCGGGGGAACAUGUUUCUUGCUGACCACAGGUGAUUAUGCGUGUGCUACUGAUGGAGGGAUCAGGAAAGAUAACUGCAAAGAUGUUGUCUUUACUGGUUACACGCAAGCAGAGACAAGCGCUCAUUCUUAAUGGCUUCAGGAAGGCACAAACAUGAAAAGAGGUAACAUAUCCAUCAUCUGGGGUAACAUUUCAAUCCAACAAGAAAUGCCUAGCUGGUUUAGCUGAAACCAUACUGGACAUUCAUAUCCAUGUCUUAGUUAACAACUUAUAUAUGUACCUGUUAACUAGAUGAGUUACUGUGUAUAUAGUUCUAUUCCAAUAAGCAUGAACUGCAUGAUAACUUCUUGUAAAAUAUGUAUCAAUGGAAAUAUACAUUUCUGAUAUUUAGAGAUGUACAUUGUUCAAUUUUGUUAACAUCAUCAGAAAAUAUAUUUUAAAGAUUUCAGCAAUGGAUUUAAUAUAAUAUUGGUGCUGCUGUUACUGCAGUGUUAUACUGGCAUCAAGGAUUUUAGACUUUUGAAAAGGUAAAGGGAUUUUAGCCAUAUUAAGGAUUUCUCUGGACAAAUGCUGCAUAUGAAGUGGUGUUAAGCACAGCUUGUCUCAGAAGUAUCAUUGGUAAGACUUAAAUUGAGUUAAAAUAUUAUUUUACAAAUGUAAGUAUCUGGAAUCAGUUGUCAAUUAAGUAAAUAAGUGGUAAAGUGGAUGAGCUAAUUAUAAACGUUGUGUAAAUGCGGUAUGGGGUGCUUUGGCUGUUUACUGAGGCAGGAUCUAGUUAUGCUGAAAUCAGUCAUUACUGAAACUGUAUAUAAAACGUGUAUAUCAUUGAUAAUAGCAAUGUUUUUCUGUAUUAACUCUGUUCCCUGCAAUAAGUCUACACUUUAGUGCUAUAGACAUGUACAAGCACGCAAAUACAGGAAACACUGCUGGAUAAAAUAAAAUUUUAAAAAUCAUCUGGCAUUUAAUCAUAUCCAUCUUGAAUUAUUUUCUGCUAUUUUUGUGAAGUCGUUAAUACAAAAUAUUUUUGUGCAAUUUUGUU
This is a messenger RNA of Rhincodon typus (whale shark), 2611 nucleotides long. Its product is annotated as potassium voltage-gated channel subfamily C member 2. Gene Ontology annotation, cellular component: axon; dendrite membrane; voltage-gated potassium channel complex. The coding region runs from base 1 to 1704 and encodes 567 amino acids. Gene Ontology annotation, molecular function: delayed rectifier potassium channel activity; protein binding. The transcript is spliced from 4 exons. NCBI's taxonomy places the organism in Eukaryota, Metazoa, Chordata, Chondrichthyes, Orectolobiformes, Rhincodontidae. Gene Ontology annotation, biological process: potassium ion transmembrane transport; protein homooligomerization. The record is from RefSeq and is a predicted model, not a curated record.